Messenger RNA from Archocentrus centrarchus (flier cichlid), 2710 nucleotides. It is a transcript of the gene hsp90aa1.1, whose product is annotated as heat shock protein 90, alpha (cytosolic), class A member 1, tandem duplicate 1. Gene Ontology annotation, biological process: protein folding. Lineage: Eukaryota; Metazoa; Chordata; Actinopteri; Cichliformes; Cichlidae. Gene Ontology annotation, molecular function: ATP binding; ATP hydrolysis activity; ATP-dependent protein folding chaperone. The transcript is spliced from 11 exons. The record is from RefSeq and is a predicted model, not a curated record. Bases 289 to 2463 code for a protein of 724 amino acids.
UCCCCCCCUUCCUUCCCAGCCUUUCCUCAGCACCCCCCAAACUGUAGUGAACAUAUCAUCUGGAAGCUUCUGAAUGGGAGCUUCGAGAAACCAUCCCAUAAGUAUAAAAAGACGCCGUUAUGCCACGGGGUCUGCAUAGAGUCAGAAGACACUUGCUACAACACAACUAAGAGAGACCUACCGCCCACAGAAGCAGCAGUCAAGCCCACAUUUGAAGUGCUUCAAGAAGAAGAAGCUCAGUGAUUCAUUUACUUAAAAGAAGAGACAGAAGAUACAAUUAUAUUCAAGAUGCCUGAGAGCGCUGGACACAUUAUGGAGGAGGAGGUGGAGACCUUUGCCUUCCAGGCUGAAAUUGCUCAGCUUAUGUCCCUCAUUAUCAACACUUUCUACUCAAACAAAGAGAUCUUCCUCAGAGAGCUCAUCUCCAACUCCUCAGAUGCCUUGGAUAAAAUCAGAUAUGAAAGCCUGACAGACCCCAGCAAACUUGAGUCUUGCAAGGACCUGAAGAUUGAAAUCAGGCCUGACCUGCACGCUCGCACCUUGACCAUCCUCGACACAGGUAUCGGCAUGACCAAAGCUGACCUGAUCAACAACCUGGGCACAAUUGCCAAGUCUGGCACCAAGGCUUUCAUGGAGGCUCUGCAGGCUGGCGCUGACAUCUCCAUGAUCGGCCAGUUUGGUGUGGGUUUCUACUCUGCCUACCUGGUGGCCGAGAAGGUGACAGUCGUAACCAAGCACAAUGAUGAUGAGCAGUACGUGUGGGAGUCUGCAGCUGGAGGCUCAUUCACAGUCAAACCUGAUACAGGAGAGCCGAUUGGCAGAGGCACAAAAGUGGUCCUUCACCUCAAAGAAGACCAGACAGAGUACUGCGAGGAGAAGCGCAUCAAAGAAGUUGUGAAGAAGCACUCACAGUUCAUUGGCUAUCCUAUUACACUUUUUGUGGAGAAGACAAGAGAGAAGGAAGUGGACCUGGAGGAGGGAGAAAAGGAAGAGGAAGUUGAAAAAGAUGCCGCCGAGGACAAGGACAAACCUAAGAUUGAGGAUGUUGGCUCUGAUGAGGAUGAAGACACAAAGGAUGGCAAGAACAAGAGGAAGAAGAAGGUCAAGGAAAAGUUCAUUGAUGCCCAGGAGCUCAACAAGACCAAGCCUAUCUGGACCCGUAACCCAGAUGACAUCACCAAUGAAGAGUAUGGCGAGUUCUAUAAGAGUCUCACCAACGACUGGGAGGACCACCUGGCUGUGAAGCAUUUCUCAGUGGAAGGCCAGCUGGAAUUCCGCGCCUUACUCUUUGUACCCAGAAGAGCUGCAUUUGACCUCUUUGAAAACAAGAGAAAGAGAAACAACAUCAAGCUUUAUGUGCGGAGGGUCUUCAUCAUGGACAACUGCGAGGAGCUUAUUCCAGAGUAUCUCAAUUUCAUCAAGGGCGUGGUGGACUCUGAGGACCUGCCACUAAACAUCUCCAGAGAGAUGCUGCAGCAGAGCAAGAUCCUGAAGGUCAUCCGCAAGAACCUGGUCAAGAAGUGCUUGGAGCUUUUCACAGAACUGUCUGAGGACAAGGACAACUACAAGAAGUUGUAUGAGCAGUUCUCCAAGAAUAUUAAACUUGGAAUCCAUGAAGACUCUCAGAACAGGAAGAAACUCUCUGAGCUGCUCCGCUACUACACCUCAGCCUCCGGAGAUGAAAUGGUGUCCUUGAAAGACUAUGUCUCCCGCAUGAAAGAUAACCAGAAGCACAUCUACUACAUCACUGGUGAGACCAAAGACCAGGUUGCUAACUCUGCUUUUGUGGAACGCCUUCGCAAAGCCGGCCUGGAGGUCAUCUACAUGAUUGAGCCCAUUGAUGAGUACUGUGUCCAGCAGCUGAAGGAGUAUGAUGGCAAGAACUUGCUUUCAGUCACCAAGGAAGGCCUGGAGCUGCCUGAGGAUGAGGACGAGAAGCAGAAGCAGGAAGAGCUCAAAACUAAGUUUGAGAAUCUUUGCAAGAUCAUGAAGGACAUCCUUGACAAGAAGAUUGAAAAAGUCACUGUCUCCAACCGCUUGGUCGCUUCCCCCUGCUGCAUUGUCACCAGCACCUAUGGUUGGACAGCCAACAUGGAGAGGAUCAUGAAGUCUCAAGCACUGAGAGACAACUCCACCAUGGGAUACAUGACUGCUAAGAAGCACCUUGAGAUUAACCCCUUGCAUCCAAUCAUUGAGACCUUGAGGGAGAAGGCAGAGGCCGACAAGAACGAUAAGGCUGUGAAGGACCUGGUCAUCCUCCUCUUUGAGACUGCCUUGCUCUCCUCAGGAUUCACACUGGAAGACCCACAAACACAUGCCAACCGCAUCUACAGAAUGAUCAAACUUGGUCUUGGAAUUGAUGAUGAUGAUUCUGCAGUGGAAGACAUCAUUCAGCCCUGUGAUGAAGAUAUGCCAGUCUUGGAAGGAGACGAUGACACAUCAAGGAUGGAGGAAGUUGACUAAUGUACUUACUAGACUUUAUUUUAUUUUUAUUUUUUAAUUUAUGUCCCUAAUUUAAGUGUACAUUAUUUUUAGCAGAGUUUCUGUUAGUAAACAAUGUGCUAGUCAGACAAAGUUAAUGGAAUAAAUGCAGACCACAGUGGCUUUAGUUUAUAUUUUAACAGCCACUUAUAAAACUACUGACAGUCACUAAGAGUAAUAUUGCGUCACUGGGGAUUUGACUUAUAUUUCUUUUUGUAAUUUUUUUUUA